CUCCCCGGGGAGGCAGAGCGCUCGGUGUCACCAGGAGUGACCUCCCCCGCGGGGGGGGGGGGCUGGCGUCGCGCCCACACCGCCCCGCGGGUACAGCCGGCGCGUGGCUUUUGUUUCCGAGCGGCGUGUUUUCUGCGCCCGCCCCCCCUUCCCUUUAUUUCAUUCUCCACUUAGCUUGCCGUCCUCCGGUCCGGGGACGCGUCCACGAUUGUCAGGACGGCGUCAGUGCGGUCCUGAAUUAAGCGCCUUUGCCGUUCUAAAGCCUGGAGGGCUUUGACCUUCAAGCGGGCCGCAAUUAUCUUGCUGUUCGCAUUCUUUGCUGGUGGAAAUGGCUUCCUGGCAAAGGAGGGUUCUGUCCGAGCAGGACAGAACCCGAUGGGCUUUGCCGGUGACUUUUAUACAAGACGUUCUCCACGCCACCGCCCUGAACUUUCCUCCCCAAUUAACUCAAGCAUGAGACCCGUACAUGAGAUUUCACAGCGAGGGACGAGAGUAGAAUGUGUGAGACGUUGGCGCUUCCUUGUAAGACAGAUUUCCUGUGCUGCACGAGAGCCUGAUUCCGAUGCGCCUGUCACUCAAAGGGUGAACCCUCUGAGGCUGCAAAUUGAGAUUUCUUGACUUGUGGUUCACUUUGCAUGGCUACGUCUGUCCCCCCUUCAUUUCACAGACUUAAAACGCUUUACCAAAAUCCUAUUAGGCACAAGUCUUCUGUAUUUAAUUGCUCUCUGAUUGCUGACGAUCAGGAGAUCUUACCUUCAGCCAUCGCCUAAAGGUGCUGCCUCGUCGCAUCCCCCUGUUGCGUUUUGCCUUGUGAUUUCAUGGUUAACAUCCGUGAACCAGAGAUUAGACUCCCACCUCCUUGGGAGAAUCCGGAGGCGAGAGGAAGCCGAUUAUACGGGAGAGAAUUUUUAGGAUACGUUCAGAUACGCAUCAGGAGGAAAUAGGAAAGUAGGAAACACAGUUUGGAGAGGAGGAGGGGGCGGAGUGCUAUGGGCUUUAUUUUAUUUUGUCCUCUGUCAAGUCUGGAUAGGCCACAUGGAGACUCCCUCCGAUGGAAGUUUCUCCCAGUUGAGGACUGGCUGGUGCCUUCGUCCCCCGUGCCUGCCGUAGAGCCGUCCUAACCCAGCAGACCCUUAGGUGAUUGCAGAUAGGCAGGUGUGAGUUAAAGCGCUUCACGUAUUAAGUCACGACCACUCACGACAAGCCUACGAAGUAGGCACUGCCAUCAUCUUCGUGUUACGGGUGCGGUAACUGAGGCCCAGGGUAAUGAGCUUGCUCCCGCCCACCCUCUGCUACCUCUCCCCGCGGUGGGAGCCCGGGCGGAUGCUGAGGCACGGGCACAGGUUCCUGGGGGACUGGACGCGGUCGCCGGGAGGGCGCCUUCCCUCAGUGGCGGUGGAUUUGCGGAGCCGGGAACGCGAUAGCCACAACUCUCACGGCUGAACUCUCUCUCUUUCCCCAGAGAUCUUGCUGCCCGAAACUGCCUGGUAGGGGAGAACCACUUGGUGAAGGUGGCUGAUUUCGGCCUGAGCAGGUUAAUGACAGGGGAUACGUACACAGCCCACGCCGGGGCCAAGUUCCCCAUCAAGUGGACAGCGCCAGAAAGCCUGGCCUACAACAAGUUCUCCAUCAAGUCCGACGUCUGGGCAUUUGGAGUACUGCUUUGGGAAAUUGCUACCUACGGUAUGUCACCUUACCCAGGAAUUGACCUGUCCCAGGUAUACGAGCUGCUAGAGAAAGACUAUCGCAUGGAACGCCCGGAAGGCUGCCCAGAGAAGGUCUACGAACUCAUGCGAGCAUGUUGGCAGUGGAAUCCCUCCGACCGGCCCUCCUUUGCUGAAAUCCACCAAGCCUUUGAGACCAUGUUCCAAGAGUCCAGCAUAUCAGAUGAAGUGGAAAAGGAACUGGGGAAAAAAGGUGUGCGAGGGGUUGCGAGUACUUUGCUGCAGGCCCCAGAGCUGCCCACCAAGACGAGAACGUCUAGGAGAGCCGCGGAGCACAAAGACCCCGCUGACGUGCCCGAGACGCCCCACUCCAAGGGCCCAGGAGAGACCGAUCCUCUGGACCACGAGCCCCCUGUGUCUCCACUGCUCCCUCGAAAAGAACGAGGUCCCCAGGAUGGCGGCCUGAAUGAGGAUGAGCGCCUGCUUCCCAAAGACAAAAAGACCAACUUGUUCAGUGCCUUGAUCAAGAAGAAGAAGAAAACGGCCCCAACGCCCCCGAAACGCAGCAGCUCCUUCCGGGAGAUGGACGGCCAGCCCGAGCGCAAGGGGGCUGGCGAGGAAGAGGGCCGAGAAACCAGCAACGGGGCACCGGCUCUCCCACCCUCGGAUGCAGCCGAGCCAGCCAAGUCCCCAAAGCCCAGCAGCGGGGCUGGCGUCCCCAACGGAGCCUUCCGUGAGUCCGGGGGUGCAGGUUUCCGGUCUCCCCACCUGUGGAAAAAGUCCAGUACGCUGACCAGCAGCCGCCUAGCAGCCAGCGAGGAGGAGAGUGGCGGCAGCUCCAGCAAGCGCUUCCUGCGGUCCUGCUCGGCCUCCUGCGUGCCCCACGGAGCCAGGGACACCGAGUGGAGGUCCGUCACACUGCCUCGGGACCUGCAGUCCACGGGCAGGCAGUUCGACUCGUCCACGUUUGGAGGGCACAAAAGCGAGAAGCCGGCUCUGCCUCGGAAGCGGGCGAGUGAGAACAGGUCCGACCAGGCGGCCAGAGGCACGGUGACUCCCCCACCCAGGCUGGUGAAAAAGACCGAGGAAGCAGCCGAUGAGGUCUUUCGAGACGCGGGGGAGUCCAGCCCCGGCUCCAGCCCCCCAAGUCUGACUCCAAAACUCCUCCGCAGGCAGGUCACGGGGGCUCCUUCCUCUGGCCUUCCCCACAAGGACGAGACCGCCAAGUCCGGUGCCUUGGGGACACCUGUCACAGCUGAGCCGGUGCCCCCCGCCAGCAGAGCAGGGCCAGGUGCGUCCGGAGGGACCGGCAAGGCCCCCGCCGAGGAGCCCAGAGCGAGGAGGCACAAGCCUUCCUCCGAGUCCCCAGGGAGAGACAAGGGGAAACUGUCCAAGCUCAAACCUGCCCCACCGCCCCCGCCGCCGGCCUCCGUGGGGAAAGCCGGGAAGCCCGCUCAGAACCCAACCCAGGAAGCAGCCGGGGAGGCCAGCACUGGCGGGAAAACGAAAGCCGCGGCUGUGGUCGUGGAUGCUGUGAACAGUGACGCCAUCAAGGCCAGUCCGCUGGGAGAGGGCGUCAAAAAGCCCGCGCUCCCAUCCGUGCCAAAGCCGCAGUCGUCCAGCAAGCCAGCGGGGGCCCCAGCCGGCGCGGCGCCCGCCCCCUCCACGUUGCCAUCAGCAGCCUCCGCCCUGGCCGGGGACCAGCCCGCGUCUACUGCCUUCAUCCCUCUCAUAUCGACCCGCGUGUCUCUUCGGAAAACCCGCCAGCCUCCGGAGCGGAUCGCCAGCGGCACCAUCACCAAGAGCGUGGUCCUGGACGGCACCGAGGCCCUGUGCCUGGCCAUCUCCAAGAACUCCGAGCAGAUGGCCAGCCAUAGCGCCGUGCUGGAAGCCGGCAAAAACCUGUACACGUUCUGCGUGAGCUAUGUGGAUUCCAUCCAGCAGAUGAGGAACAAAUUCGCCUUCCGCGAGGCCAUCAACAAACUGGAGAAUAAUCUCCGGGAGCUUCAGAUCUGCCCGGCGACAGCAGGGAGUGGCCCGGCGGCCACUCAGGACUUCAGCAAACUCCUCAGCUCCGUGAAGGAGAUCAGUGACAUCGUACAGAGGUAGCAGAAGCCGGGCGUGAGGCCGGCCGGAGCCGCCUGCAGUGCGUGAAGGCUUCCCCAUGCCUGCGACAGUGGCCGACACCAGACCAGUGAGUUGGGACCUUGGCCCGGGAGCGCUGCGCCACACGGAGCCAAGGGCCACUGUGGAACACAGCCCGACUACCUGUGUUUUGUGCCAACUGUCCCGCACUUCCCCCUCCCCCAGCCCGGGCUCCCUGAGUCGCCUCUGUCCCGAGUUCUAUCUGUGGAGUUCCUGCUCUGUGGACUCCGGUCGGCCCGCCGGCCGCCUCCCCACAUAGUGCUCCAGAACUGAGCUCUUCCGGCCAGGGGUGAAAGCAGAUGAGCAUAUUUCCUUUCCGCUGGUCUUUCUGGAGGCCCUCCUCUGGGUAUGCCUUCUCCUCCGCUUCCCGCAGGAAACGAGCGCCCCGAACAGGAGCCUUGUCACCGAGGCCCGAGGAACUGUCCUCCCCACCUACCCCAUGGAGGGAGCCGGCGCAGAAGACCCGUCUCCAGAACUACAUCCUGGGAAGCGCUUGCCAGCUGGUCACUCUGCCCUCCGUAGCUGCUGGGGGCUGGUGCCCUCACAUCGCUCCGUGUGAAGGACAGCUCUUGAUUUGGGGGGUGAAACGGGGUGCUAAAACCAGCCGGCCCUUGGGUCCUUGCUGUCUUGUGGCACUGCUCGGCCUGGAUGGAAAGCUGGAGUCUGAAGGGUAGGAGGGUCACAGUCCGGCGUGCAGGGUCAGGGGAGGCAGGCAGGGUGGCUGGCUGGGGGAACAGCUGGUACCCAGAUGGCCCGGGGCUGGGCCCAGCCUACCUUUUCAGGCUUCCAGGUGCCCAGAAAAGGCACUUGGUCUUGAUUUCUGACCGAUCUUCUCCUCCCUUGUACUCCUCUGAGACCAAGUAGAUUCAUGCAGAGCUCUUUCCUGUGUGACAAGCCAACCUUUAGUUUUCCGGAGCAUUUCACGGCUCUGAGCUCAGCCCAGUCGCCUCCGGCACAGAAGGACCGGCCGCCAGCGCACGGGAGGAGGAGGACUGUGGCACCAAAGCCCCAACCGUUGCUGGCUGUGCGCUAAGAGGCCAAUGUCCUGUUGAAUCGCCACGAGCAACCAACACGCAACCCACUGUUUCUGCUGGGGUUUUCAGGGAUGGAGAAAACCACAAACAGAUGAAGCCCAGAAAGUGUCUCCAAGAGCAGGCCUCGGUCUCCUCUCCCCAGGCUGCCCAGGACCAGGCUCUCCAGCCAGGGGCCCAGGCCGCCUUGACCUUGACCUAGAGCAGCUGCUGAAGGAGGGGGGCAGGCACCUGCCUGGGCCCCCUGCCGGGCCCAGGCGCGACCACCUUCCACCCCCGUACCCCCGUGACCUCACACCGGCCUCAUCACCCGAACUUGUUCUUUAUUUCUCUGGCAGAGAUGGUUCCCUCUGCAUCGAUUUGUGCUGUCCUCACAGCUCAUCACCUCUUUGCCCCCUCCCCCCCCCAGACUUCUGUGUCACACAGACUGAGGGAGGUGCUAGAACACCACCAGCGGCCUUGCAGACAAAGCAAAACCGACCCCACCCAGGUCCCCUCGACCGCCUCUUUCUAUAAGGUACUGAUUUUUUUUUUGUUCACAUGACGUGCCACUAUAUUUUGCAUUUAUAUCUCGGUAUUACACUCUUUUAUAGACUUGCUCUUUUAUAAAUGACAUGUAAAUAGUUUUCCACUAUUUUUCCUUCUCAAAUGCUUAUGGUGUCUUUUUUUUUUUUUUUUUUUUUUUUUUUUGGUCCAGUACAUUUUGUUUCUGUAUAUGACUCUGUUUUUUGAAUCCACAUCUCUCCGUAGUAUUUUUUAAAUAAAUGUUUACAACGUUAGAACUCGG
Molecule: messenger RNA, 5627 nt
Organism: Panthera uncia (snow leopard)
Lineage: Eukaryota; Metazoa; Chordata; Mammalia; Carnivora; Felidae
Gene: ABL1
Product: ABL proto-oncogene 1, non-receptor tyrosine kinase
Exons: 5
Coding region: 1539-3773 (744 amino acids)
Biological process (GO): protein phosphorylation; positive regulation of kinase activity; cell surface receptor protein tyrosine kinase signaling pathway
Cellular component (GO): signaling receptor complex
Molecular function (GO): non-membrane spanning protein tyrosine kinase activity; transmembrane receptor protein tyrosine kinase activity; ATP binding
Source: RefSeq, a predicted model, not a curated record